Peronospora matthiolae is the source of this 1068-nucleotide messenger RNA. The record is from the annotation of a GenBank genome assembly. Lineage: Eukaryota; Oomycota; Peronosporomycetes; Peronosporales; Peronosporaceae.
AUGUGGCAGGUGCUCCGCCGCAUUGGCGUUGAGCCCCGGUUCAUUAACCGUUGCCAGGAAAUCUAUCAUGAGUCGUCCUUUGUGGUAGUGAAUUCGAAGGAGGGUGCGACUGACCCAGUGAGGCAGGAGGUGGGUGUUUACCAAGCGUGCCCCUCGAGCCCACUCCUAUUCAUCGCUGCACUGGUCCCACUUGUUCGACGCUUGGAACAGCUGGAGGAUGUCGGUCUGUCCCUGGCGGAUGGUGUACGGCUGUGCACCACCGCCUGUGCUGAUGACAUUAAAGUUUUCAGCAAUAGCGCUGCCGGCAUCCGGAGAUGCCAUGGUGUGGUCAAGCGCUUCCUCGCAUGGACAGGGUUGCGUGCCAACACGGCUAAGUGUGCUAGCCUUGCGGUGACCAUCAAAGCCCGUGGCAACACGGCUCGUGACGAUAGCGUGCGCUUGGAGCUACGUGGUGAUGUCAUCGCCCCACUUACCCUUGACGAGAGUUACCGGUACUUGGGGGUGGGCGAUGGCUUCGACCAUGUGCAGCACCGCCUCCAGCUUGAGCCCAAGCUACAACCGAUCAGGCGGGAGGCGGUCGCGCUGAUGCAGUCUGGACUAGCAGUGAGGCAGGUGGUGAGGGCGUUGAAGACGUACGUUUACCCGAAGGUGGAGUACGCCCUUCGCCACCUGCGCCCGCUACAGUCGCAGCUCCAAGGAUUUGACUGCGCCGUCAAGCGUGGGUUGCGGCAUCUGCUGAGCCUUCCUCAUUCCGCCACCACGGAGUUCUUCUACACGCCAACGUCGGGUGGUGGGCUGGGCCUGCAGUCGCUGGUAGAGAUGCACCAAGCGCUGCAGGUGGCACAUGCGUGGCAGAUGUUGCACUCCAAGGACCCGGCGAUUGUUGCAGUUGCGAAGACCCAGGUGUGUCAGGUAGCGCGCAAGCGCUACCGACUGAUUGAAGACCACUGGGUGGGUCGAGAAGACGAGAUCAUCCGUCUGUUCCUGAACUCGGAGCUUGCGUCGUCUCUACAUGCUACUGUCAAUCGACGGUCCGGCGACAUUGCUUCUCUUUGGGUGGACGUAUAG